Canariomyces notabilis is the source of this 1658-nucleotide messenger RNA. RefSeq lists its product as uncharacterized. The record is from RefSeq and is a predicted model, not a curated record. Lineage: Eukaryota; Fungi; Ascomycota; Sordariomycetes; Sordariales; Chaetomiaceae. Gene Ontology annotation, biological process: carotene catabolic process. Gene Ontology annotation, molecular function: carotenoid dioxygenase activity. The coding region runs from base 1 to 1572 and encodes 523 amino acids. The transcript has 5 exons.
AUGGGCUCGGCUUAUGUUCCGCGGAGGAAAACUACGGGGCUGACGCCCGCCGACGAGGCUGCCUCGUCCAAGGCUGCUCUCGACAACCUGGAGCGACAAGGCUUCCAUGAGUGGCCAAACGAGGCCGGCGUAAGCACUUCUCUCCGCUUUCAAGUUCCCCGCCCCGACCGCGUGGCUGAACCGUCGUCCAGUUUUGACGGCCUGACCGAGCAGCGCGGCCCCAUCGAGCUCAAGGCCGAGGGCAACAUCCUAGCAUGGUGCAAGUUCGACAAGCUCGCCCACACCCAUAAGUUUGACAUCGUCGUCGAGGGGCCGAUAGUGCAUGUCUAUUACUCGUCUCGCCGCCAGUCCGACGAAGUUGCCGCUGACAUCAAGGCCGCGGGCACCUUGCGGUCCAUAUCGUUUGCCCAGAGGCUAGAUCCUUGCGUCGGUCUUUUUGGCAAGUUUAUGAGCGUCUUCGAGAAGCGUUCGGAUAUCCAUAACGUCGGCGUCACGAUCGGCGUCAACCUGCCUUCGUUCAAAUCUCCGCCAACCAAGCCAGACGUUGGCGUUGACGGCCACCGUGCCGCCAAUCUCGUCAUUGCAACAGACGCCGCCGUCCUGUGCGAGAUGGACCCUAGCACCAUGGAGCCCAUCAGCUUCCCAAACCACUCCAGGUUUCACCCGGACCUCAAAGGGUCCCUUGGGAGUGCCCACGCGAUGGCCGACCCGGACACGGGCGAUUAUAUCAAUUACAACCUCGACUUCGGCAAGCAGCCUGUGUACCGCGUCCUCAGCGUUAGUGCCUCUACCGGUAGGACCGAUAUCCUUGCGACCAUACCGUACAAGGCCAUAUACGAGGGCAACCUGAGGGACUCGUUCAAGCCCUUCGACGGCGUCGUGACCGAGCUCGCCUCGCCGGCCUGCUUCUUCUUCCACACUGUCAACGCCUUCGAGGAUGACGACAGUGAUGUCUUUUGCGAGCUUGUCCAGUUCCCGAACCGAUACAUCCUCGAUGGGUUAUACUACGACGUCAUCCUCGACCGCAACGGCAAGGCCAGCGAGUUCUGGACCGACAGCCAGCUAGUCCAGAAAUGUUUUCCGCGGCUCGUGAGGUGCCGCCUGCGUAAGAGGGACUUUGCCACCAGCGCCGCCUCCGCCGCGGGGCCUCCCGCCCCCGAGCUAGUCAUAAGGAUCUCAUCGCCGCAUGCAGGCGACCUGCCCGUCAUCAAUCCCAAGUACCGGUGCAAAAAGCACCGCUACACGUACAUGGUCGUCUCGCGCAUCUUGAGCACCAUGCUCGAUGCCAUCGUCAAGAUCGACAUCGGAACGCGCGAGCUGCUGCAGUGGGAGGGCCCCAAAGGCCACACCCCCGGGGAAGCCAUCUUCGUCCCCCGCCCUGCUGCUAACGGGGAGGCGUUGGAGGAGGACGACGGUGUGCUGCUAAGCGUCGUCCUCGAUGGCGCCAACAGGACCAGCUACCUACUAUGCUUGGAUGCCAAGACCAUGACGGACCUGGGACGCGCCGAGUGCGAGUUUGGCGUCGCGAUUGGACUGCAUGGCUGCCAUGUACCGGCUGCUGGCAUGAGCUGACAAGGAGGGAGACGAAACGGUGUUCCUUGCUGUUUUAGGGAGCUGGUUACGGAUUCCGAAUGUCAUAGUGAAGAAAUGAACUCAGG